AUGAGAGACUCGGUGCAACAAGUAGCUGAAGGCCACAAAAACGCAAAGGUGGCAAAAGAAAGGCUACAGAAACUCAAGCAAAAUAUAGGUACGCCUUAACAUCAGGUGUGAUGCGGUGAUGUUUUUCAAGAAUCUGCACUCAUUUUCAUUAAUUUCUUGCACGUUACAAUGAAAGAAGUCUCAGAGCAAAGCCGAGAAUUCCUCUGUCAAGCACGGGAGGAGGCACAGGCUGACCUCAGCAGGAAAAUUGAAACCAUCCGUGAAGCACAUACAAUUAAGUCACCUCCCUGCAUUCAAAUGAAAAAUGUUGAUGGCAAACAGGUGAGUGAAGGACAGCACAAACACUGUCCCACAAAUAAAACUUAAGUAUGGUUGAGUUUUUUAUUCUGUGCCAGACUGCAAGCCACAAGCUGCCGGCAGAAAUGUGUGAGGUGAAGGAGCAGCUGGCCCUCCUGAAGGAAGCACAGCAGGCUGAGCUGCAGGAGAAACGGGAGAAAAUCCUGGAGGAGAAGCGGAGGAAGAAUCAGAUGCUGUUAAAGGGGCUGGAGACCAUUGAGCUCCACAAGAGAGCACUGGCACAGGCUGCAGCCAUCAGGUCAGGGACAUGUUUGGCUCUGAAGCACAGAAGUAUUACACACAUAUUUAUGGUGAGUUUUGGCACAUUUCAGGAAACAGGAGAAGGAAAGCAGGCUGCGUAAUCAGCAGGCGGUCCCUAAGGAUGACAGAGUUUUGGCUCUGCAAAAGGAGCUCGAAGAGAUUCAACAAGAGCACCAGAGACUGAAGCAAAUUCAGAGCGAGAGGGCCAAUACCUCAAAGCAAGCAGCCGCACAGUCUGAUAGAGAAACAGAGAUGCACAACAGAGUGAGUAUGAUGCCCAAAAUGGAGAAAAACUGUACUGACAUCUCUCUGUAAAUAACUUCAUAGCUCUGUCUGUCUCUGUUAUGGCGUGACUCUCUACCACUAUCUCUGUCUUUGUCUUUUUUUCUGCCAGAGGGGAUAA
Molecule: messenger RNA, 1000 nt
Organism: Xyrichtys novacula (pearly razorfish)
Lineage: Eukaryota; Metazoa; Chordata; Actinopteri; Labriformes; Labridae
Source: the annotation of a GenBank genome assembly